CACGAGUGUUAGGAGCACAGACACGCUCAGUGCCAUUUCUCUUAUCGGCAAGAACCUAAAUCGUCAGCUUCUUGGGAGCAACCCAGCAUUAGACUGCACCACGUAAUCAAUCUCAUUCACACUAAUGAAAGAUUUCGACCAGUAGAGAACAGCAGAAGACAUCACACCCCCAUGAAAUCGGCCAAUCUGAUAGCAUCCAUAGUCAGUACACUAUGGCCGAAGUUGACAGACUUAUGGAAAGACUGGGGCAUCCAAUGGCUGGUCACCAUAAGCCUUGCUUGCCAGAUCAUCCUCGCCAUCCUCGGCAGCCGCCGGAGGUACAUGACCUCAAUCAUCAUCAGAUAUGUCAUCCUCACUGCCUACUUGCUCUCUUCUUACAUUGUGACCAUCGCCCUUGGCAAGCUCACUGUUGUCCAGAUCGACAAUCCUGAUCGACCGGACUACAUUACCGAGCUCAGGGGGUUGCUGGCACCGUUGCUCUUGAUGCAGCUUGGGAACCCUGACUCCAUAACUGCAUAUUCGGUCGAGGACAACCGGCUCAGCAUCCGGGAGAUGCUGAAUCUGUUCGUCAGGGUCGUUUUCGUUGUCUGGAUCCUGAUUCGCUGCUGGGACAGCUCGUCCCCUGUCCCAUUUUUGUACUUCCCCUUGUUUGCUGCUGGGAUCAUACGAUCCGCGGUGACGGUGUGGGCCCUCAAGUCCGUUUACUGGGAGAGGUCGAGCAUAUCAGCCGAGGAUAUCUUUGAUGAGGAAACUGUUGGCGAGUUCUUCAACAAGCGGGACAGGCCCAGAUGGUCGGAGGAGCAAAAGAUCAUCUUAAAGGCGUACUAUCGGUUUGAUUGCUUGAAGCCCCACAUUGUAAACUGGCUCUACCACCCGGAAUCGCUAUCCAUAUCUCGGUUAAUUGUAAAUCGCGAUUUAGCCUUUAUCACAACUGAGGUCGAACUUGGAUUCAUGUAUGACGUACUUUACACCAAGCAACCGGUUCUCUAUAAACCACUCGGUCUUAUCGGUCGCUUCACUAGCUUUUUCUGUCUAGUCUCGGCCUUGUGCGGAUUUGCCGUUAUUUUCAAGAAUGCCUUCUUGAUAGACAUGUACGUCACCUACACUUACGUAUUAUUGAUAGGAGUCACCGCCCUGGAAUGUUACCAAAUUGUUCUGCAACCUUUUUCGGCAUGGGUGAUCGUGGAGAUGAGCCGUCACCAAAGAAAUCGCCCCAUGUUGACAAGGCUGUUGAAGUUCUUAGCUGAAAGGUAUAUGAAGCGGAAAAGGUGGUCAAACUCAGUCGGGCAACUUGACUUGUUGGAUCAUCGCCUGCACGAUGACUGGCCAUGGUCCAUCGGAAGAAUCCUCAAAUACUUGGGCAAAAAACAGGUGACCUUGAGAAGGUAUUGGAUUCACUCUCGAGUGGAAAUCCCCGGCUCUCUCAAGGAAUUGCUGGUGGAAAAUAUUCAAAAGUUCAACACGAUGAGAGACCGAAAGCCCUUCACGGAACGCGGCAACUGGACACUUGAAGCUCACGAACGCAGUGGCGAUGUGGAGUGGACGCAGAAAGACCUUCAAGUUUUGAAAAAAAACAUCUCGACAACAUUUGACAAAAGCAUCAUCAUUUGGCACAUGGCAACGAACAUCUGCCUCCUUUCAGAGCCCGAUGAUGCUCCGAACUGUAAAGGAAGCAAACUGCUAUCCAAUUACAUGAUAUACCUUCUAGCACUGCGACCCUAUUCGUUGUCCCUUACGACUACCGACAUCACAUUGGAGCAUGCUUGCAACAUAUUGAAGCCAUUUCUCAGGUACAGAGACCGCAAUGAGGCUUUGAAGACAUUCUCAUCAGCUGAGAAGGUGCUUGAACCCUCCCUGGAUCAGAUGGGAACCAUAAUCACCAAGGAGUGGCAUGUGCUGUUGGACGCGCAGGAAUUGGCUGCGACGCUGAAGGGCAAGGACAACAAGUGGCAGAUCAUAAGCAGCAUUUGGGUGGAGAUGUUGUGCUAUGCUGCGUAUAGUUGUCAAGUUUACCAUCAUGCGAAACUGUUGCGGCGAGGCGGAGAGCUUAUAACUCAUGUUUGGCUGCUCUUGAUGCACGAGACUGAUAAGUACACCCACUCUCCCAAGACCAAGCCCACCGAAGAAACCAAAGGAUAGUCAAAAAGUGUCAUGAUCCUAGGAUUGGUCAUGCUCUGCACCCGACUGUAGUGUGCGUGUGUGUGUGUUUUCCCUCUUUUUCCUUCUUGGUAAAGAGGUGCUUUCUCAGUAAAAUCACCGUAAUCGCAUUCAGCUAGGAGACUGGUUAAUGAAGCAUAGUUGAUUUAUA
Messenger RNA from Syzygium oleosum, 2308 nucleotides. RefSeq lists its product as uncharacterized. Lineage: Eukaryota; Viridiplantae; Streptophyta; Magnoliopsida; Myrtales; Myrtaceae. Bases 172 to 2139 code for a protein of 655 amino acids. The transcript has 3 exons. The record is from RefSeq and is a predicted model, not a curated record.